AUGGAUAAAUCAAAUACUACUCAUGUCGAGGAUGGCCUCGAGUCCCUCGAAAUCACAUCAGACUACGACAAGGGCUUAAAGGUCGACCGCUCCAAAGUGAACGUCAGCGGCACAGUGCAGCUCACCGCUGGCAAGAUCGUUUACAUUCCAUCCCCCACCGCGGACCCCAGAGACCCUUUGAAUUGGAGCACAUGGCAGAAGAUACUAGUCAUGUGCUCAGUAUCACUCUUUUCCGUCGUGGCUCUGGGAAUGAUCAGCGGAUUUGGAGGCCUCCUCAGCAUGUACAUCCCCGAGUACUCCAAGCUCGGCAAGGGAUACACCGAGAUCGGCUACAUGCUCUCGCUGCCCAACAUGACCAUGGGCUUUGGCAACCUCUUUGGCAUGCCCAUCGCCAUCGCGGUCGGCCGCCGCAGUGUCCUGCUGUUCGCGACCGCCGUCAUGUGUGCCGCCAUCGCCUCGUGCGCCGCCGCGGGCACGGCCGCUGAGAACUACGACUGGCACCUCUGGUCCCGCCUGAUCAUGGGGGUGGCGGCGGGCCAGAGCGAGGCCCUGGUGCCCAUGAUCACGCAGGAGAUCUUCUUCCUGCACGAGAGGGCGCAGUACCUCAUGAUCCAGCAGACCAUCCAGACCAUCGUCGUGGCCGUGUUUGUGCUGUUUGCGAGCCCCAUCGCCGCCGCCAUCGGCACCGCCUGGUGGUACGGGCUGGGCUGCAUCAUGUGCGGCAUCUGCUUCGUGGUGGCGCUCUUCUUCCUGCCCGAAACAAAGUACUACCGUCCGCAGUCGGCGUACCAAGAGUCUGCCGCGUCCGGCAGCCAGACCGGGGGCGAGGACGGCGUCGAGGAUGGCUACCGCCUACAGACGGAGCGGCCGGCGCUCGACUUUGUGAACUUUGAGGCCCGCACCUUCAGGUCCGACAUGCGUCUGUGGAUCGGCAAACCCGAGUGGGACAAGGCUUGGGUCGUCUUCAGGGACGCCUGGACCAUGUUGCUCUUCCCCAACGUCCUCUGGGCCAUGCUUAUCAACGGCGUCACCCUAGGCGCCAACGUCGCGUUGAGCAUGAGCUACAGCCGAGUGGUAGAAUCGCCACCCUACAACUGGCCAUCAUCUUCUACUAGCUACUCCAACGCAGGGCAGAUUAUCACCUCAUUGGUUGCCCUGCCGGUCUACGGCUACGGUUCAGACUGGAUCAUCAAGUGGUUCGCCAGACGGCGAGGCGGCAUCCACGAGCCCGAGACGCGCCUGGUCCCCGUCUUCAUCCCCGUCUGCAUCGGCGUCUUCACCAUCGUGUUGUACGGCCAGGGCGCGGCGCACCCGGAGAACUACCACUGGUUCACGUACGUCUGGGCCCUGGCGGCCUACUUCUUCACCUUUGUCGGCGCAAACAUCGUGGCCAUCACGUACCUGCUCGACUCGUACCCGCAGCGCGCCAGCUCCCUGCUCAUCAUCGUCUGCGCCCACCGCGGCUUCCUCUCCUUCGGCGUCAGCUACCGCCUCUGGGACAUGGUUGACGCCAUGGGAUACGACGGCGCCUUUGGCAUGUUUGGCGCCCUCACGGGCUUCAUGGGCAUCCUGGCUGUCGUUUUGUUCUUCACGGGCAAGAGGAUCCGGCAGUAUACCGGUCGCUGGGUGGAGAUUAGGGAUAAGACUGACUGA
Molecule: messenger RNA, 1653 nt
Organism: Pyricularia pennisetigena
Lineage: Eukaryota; Fungi; Ascomycota; Sordariomycetes; Magnaporthales; Pyriculariaceae
Exons: 3
Coding region: 1-1653 (550 amino acids)
Biological process (GO): transmembrane transport
Cellular component (GO): membrane
Molecular function (GO): transmembrane transporter activity
Source: RefSeq, a predicted model, not a curated record